Callithrix jacchus (white-tufted-ear marmoset) is the source of this 1786-nucleotide messenger RNA. RefSeq names its product PC-esterase domain containing 1B (gene PCED1B). The record is from RefSeq and is a predicted model, not a curated record. Lineage: Eukaryota; Metazoa; Chordata; Mammalia; Primates; Cebidae.
CCCAAGCUCUGAGAUCUCCCAUCUGGCCACAAUGAUCUACAGGAGAGGAAGAAAGCUAACUAGGGACGAGAUCUAGAAUCAACCGAGAGGGAUGCUUAAAAAUCACCAGUUACUUUAAUGACCAUCCGCAGACCUACCCUGUGCAAAGGAAGGAGCUAGGCCAUUCGCCCUGGGCGUCAUGAUCCUCCUGCGAGCCUCUGAAGUGCGGCAGCUGCUUCACAAUAAGUUCGUGGUCAUCCUGGGGGACUCCGUGCAUAGGGCCGUGUACAAGGACCUGGUGCUUCUGCUACAGAAGGACUGCCUGCUCACUCCCAAGCAGCUCAAAGUAAAGGGGGAGCUGAACUUCGAACGAGAUGAGCUGCUGGAUGGAGGCCAGCGGGGCCCCAUGCACAAUGGCCUUGACUACCGUGAGGUCCGCGAGUUCCGCUCUGACCACCAUCUGGUGCGUUUUUACUUCCUCACCCGCGUGUACUCCGAGUACUUGCAGACCAUCUUGGAAGAGCUGCAGUCGGGCGAGCACGCCCCCGACCUGGUCAUCAUGAACUCCUGCCUCUGGGACGUCUCCAGAUAUGGUUCGGACUUCUGGUGGAGCUACCAGGAGAACCUGGAGAACCUGUUCCAGCGCCUGGGCCAGGUGCUGCCCGAAUCUUGCCUCCUGGUGUGGAACACAGCCAUGCCCGUGGGCGAGGUAGUCACUGGGCGUUUCCUUCCGCCCCAGCGGCAGCGGACUGACUCCCUGAAAAGCACAGUGGUCGAAGCCAACUUCUACAGUGCCACCGAGGCACGAAAACAUAACUUCGAUGUAUUGGACUUGCAUUUCUACUUCCGCCACGCGAGGGAGAACCUGCACUGGGACGGGGUGCACUGGAACGGGCGCGUACACCGCUGCCUCUCACAACUGCUGCUGGCCCACGUGGCCGAUGCCUGGGGUGUGGAGCUGCCCCAGCGCCGCCCGGUGAGCAAGUGGAUUAAGAAGAAAAAACCUGGCCAGACAGUGAAAGGGCCGCCCCAGACCAACAGAAAUCACCUGGCCUUCCCUAGGCCACCUUUGCCUUCCCCUAGACGCCCCUCCCUGCUUGGGUUACCACCCCAGUGCUUGCCCCUGCCCCCGCUGCUGCCCUCACACCCUCCUCCUUUAGCUCCUCCCCCUCCUCCCAUUCCUUUUUACCAGGGAAUGCCCCAGUUCCCACUGGGUCCCCCAGAUGUCUGUUUUUCCUCAGAUCAUACUUUCCAGUCGGAUCAAUUCUAUUGCGAUUCGGAUGUCCCCUCAUCAACCCAUACAGGUUUCCCCUUCGAAGACAAUUUUAUGGUUGGUCCCCAGCUACCUGUGCCCUGCUUCCCCACACCCUGUUAUCAGCAGCCUGCCCCUGUGGUCCAUAGGGGUUUUUCCAGGUAUCAUCCCCGUGGCCCCUAUGUGCCCUGGGGACAGCGACCUAGACCUUCAAAGAGAAGGACCCCAGCACCAGAGCCAAUCCCUCAAUAGACGUACCUAGGCCUUAUUUCCUCUUCAUGAACAUGGAUUGGACAGAUCUGACACUUCCUUUCCAUUGCCUGGCCUGAACAGACUGACCUUGUUAACUUAAGCCUUGCGCCCAUGCCUGGUCUUCUUUUUGUUCAUUGCUGUUACCAAGAAAGCCAGAGAAGAGCAGUCUUACUCAUUCCUGUUGGCUGCAGGCUCUUCCCCACUUGCAGGGGGUGACCCAGCAUUAUUCCUGCCUCCCCCCUCUAUUCUUUUUGCCUUUGUGUAAAAAUAGAAUUGAAAUAAAGAAGUUGUUGCACAAAAGUA